Messenger RNA from Helianthus annuus (common sunflower), 965 nucleotides. RefSeq lists its product as uncharacterized. The transcript has 3 exons. Bases 35 to 865 code for a protein of 276 amino acids. The record is from RefSeq and is a predicted model, not a curated record. Lineage: Eukaryota; Viridiplantae; Streptophyta; Magnoliopsida; Asterales; Asteraceae.
AAGUAAAAAUAUUUUGAAAGUAAAAGAUCGUUUCAUGUUCUCUGGUACGCACGACACCAAGUCCAGCAAGUCCAGGUUACGCGAGAACUCAUCAAUGGCAUCCCCAAAAAUGAGUCUGAAGCUUCUUGUCGACAGAAAAGGCUCUAGAGUGUUAUUUGCAGAAGUACCAAAAGAAUUUGUGGAUAUCCUUUUCCGUAUCUUCUCUUUGCCUCUAGGGACCCUCAUCGAGUCCGUUGGAUCCGAAUGGAUGGUGGGUUGUUUGGGAAAACUCAAAGAUAGCAUAGAAAGCCUCCGCGGAAACUACCUUCAACCUGGCAUCAAAAUGGAAGACGUCUUCAAUCACAAAACAACUUUCAAUGGUGACAUAUUUCGGUUGUCCUAUGAUGAGGCUCAAUCUGGUUCAUCUAAACCAGUUUAUAGAUGUCCCAAUGCAACAAGAAAGUACUAUGAUUCUGAUUCUAAUUCAGGUUCUCGUUUUGGUUAUGAUUAUGAUUAUCGCAAUUACAAGGCUUGCGAGUCAAACGUGACAUUGUAUGUGAAUACCAAAUGUCCCAAUUGUCGUCGUUCUAUGAAUGUUCCCAUGACUGUCGUAAGGCCAAAGGAGGUACUCGCGGAAACAAAGAAAACGGACCAGAAAAGGAAGAGAGGGUAUGUAAAGGAAGUUGCGACUUAUAUGGUAAUGGAUGAUUUGGUUGUGAAACCAAUGUCCACCAUUUCUAGCAUCACCGCCAUCAAUAAGUUUAGUGUCGAGGAUCUAAGUCAACUUGAGGAGAUGACCGUUUCUUUUGGAAAAGAAGAGGGUUUGAAGCUGUUAAAGGCAUCUCUGAAGACGGAUAAAGUGCUCACAGCUAUCUUUAUGCAUUAGAAUAUAGUUAUGGGUCUCGUUUAUGAAAUCUUUUGAUCUAGUUUCAUUCUGCAAUUAAUAAAUUUUCUUAACCUUUUGAAGAACAUACUAUCGAUUUGGA